Messenger RNA from Solenopsis invicta (red fire ant), 5194 nucleotides. RefSeq lists its product as uncharacterized. Gene Ontology annotation, biological process: fatty-acyl-CoA biosynthetic process; long-chain fatty acid metabolic process. The transcript has 24 exons. Lineage: Eukaryota; Metazoa; Arthropoda; Insecta; Hymenoptera; Formicidae. The record is from RefSeq and is a predicted model, not a curated record. The coding region runs from base 139 to 5040 and encodes 1633 amino acids. Gene Ontology annotation, molecular function: long-chain fatty acid-CoA ligase activity.
AUUUAGAAUAAGAAAUAUUAAAAAGAGUAUAAAUGAUGUAUCAUUUACGACUUGUGUAACAGUUUAGACUUUACGUCAGUUGAGAGGGGAAUCAUGACACGACUGAAGCUGAAGAUACUUAAGCUAAGAAGUCAGUAAAUGUUUGCAGUUUGCAGUUUGUCUUGGCCAACAAACGUAACUAUUAUACAUCACUUAGUGAAAUUAGUGGAUCGCAUUCAGAAUCUCAUAUUUACGACAAAAGCUCUGAAUAUUUCUGGCAAAAUGAUUGGCCAUGAGUUGGAGAAUUUUAUAGUGGAAAAUAAUGUUUAUAAGGGACCAGUAAAGCACAUUAAUAUUAGUAAUUACAAAAGUGUCGGAGAAUUGGUAUGGAAUAGCAUUAGAAGAAAUGGGGAUAAAAUCGCACAUUUGGAUGCGCGUACUGAAGAAACUGUCACAUACAAUGAGCUUCAAGAUAAAACUGUGCGAUGCGCAUUGUGGCUUCAAAAACAAAAAAUUAAAUCUGACGAUGUCGUUACUGUGUGCUCGGGUAAUCAUGUUAAUUCUAUCGUACCCUGUCUUUCAGCAGCUUAUAUUAAUGUAAUCUGCAAUCCGUGGGACGAGGGCAUGGACUUGCCAACUGCUCUGCAUCUAAUGCAACUGACCAUGCCAAAGAUCAUUUUCUGCAGCGAGAAAUCUAUAGAUGUUAUCUUGAGGGCGAUGAAAGAGAAAAAUUACAAUCCCACUCUGGUAGUUUUCGGCAAGCAUAUCGAUGCGAUUUCAUUCUCCGAUAUUUUGAAAAAUUGUAAUGAUGCUGAAAUAGCAAAUUUUCAUUACAUUGAGCUCGAUGACGUCAAGAAGACAUUUUGCAUUUUGUACUCGUCGGGUACUACGGGGAUGCCAAAGGGCGUCGAAUUGUCCAAUUAUUCUUUAUUAAAUAUUACCCAGGACACAGUCAUAAAUAUGAAUAACGUGUCAUCACUUUGGUUUUCUUCUCUUUAUUGGUUGAGUGGGAUAAUACUGAACUUCUUAGCCAUCGCGCAAAGCGCCAAAGUGAUCCUUUAUCCAGAAUUUGAAGAAGAGAUGACUUGUAGUCUCAUCGAGAAAUUUAAAGUAGAAGUUAUUUUCCUUAGCACGAGCAUGGCAAAUCGGUUUCUCAGAGCAGAUUGUAUAAAGAAAUAUUCGUUAUUAUCUUUGAAAGUUAUUUUGAUCGGUGGUGCAAUACUCAAGUCAAAAGCGCAGGAACAACUGAGACGUAUUUUACCGCAUGUUGAAAUAGUGCAAGGUUACGGAAUGACGGAAAUCAGUGGUAUAGCAACGAUGCAAAAAUUACAUCACAAAAGUGGAUCUUGCGGGGUAGUACACAGUAAUGUACAAAUGAAGAUCGUGGAUCCGGAGAGCGGGAAAACACUUGGUCCAAAUCAACCGGGAGAAAUAUGGAUAAAAUCUAAUAUCAUGAUGAACGGUUACUAUAAAAAUCCUAAGGCGACAAGAAAUACGCUUGAUGAGGAAGGAUGGUUGCACUCGGGUGAUAUCGGUUAUGUAGACGAAGACGGGGAAUUAUUCAUUAUUGAUAGAAUAAAAGAACUGAUAAAGUACAAAGGUUAUCAAGUAUCUCCCGCAGAAAUCGAGAAUAUCUUAUUAAUGCAUCCAGCAGUGCUAGAAGCUGGAAUAGUAGGAGUGCCUCAUCCAGUAGACGAUGAACAUCCUCUUGCUUAUAUCACCAAAAAACCUGGCGCAAAGAGUAACAUUGUUGGAUCUCAUUCAGAAUCUCAUAUUUAUGACGGAAGACUUAUAAAUAUUUCUGGCAAGAUGGUUGGCAAUCACUUAGACGAUUUUACAGUGGAAAAUGGUGUUUACAAGGGGCCAGUGAUAGAUCAUGUUGGUAACUAUAAGAGCAUCGGAAAAUUGAUGUGGGAUAGCUUUAGAAGCCAUGGCGAUAAAAUAGCACUUUUGGAUGCACAAACUGAGGAAACCGUCACAUACGCGGAACUUCAAGAUAAAAUUGUGAGAUGUGCUUUGUGGUUGCAAAAACAAGGAAUCAAAUCUGAUGACGUCAUCACUGUGUGCUCGGGUAAUCAUCUUAAUUCUAUCGUGCCCUGUCUGUCAGUAACUUAUGUCAACGCAAUCUUCAAUACAUGGAACGAGGCUAUGAACUUGCCAACUGCGCUGCACCUAAUGCAAGUGACUAUGCCGAAGAUCAUCUUCUGCAGCGAGAAAUCUAUGGAUGUUAUGUUGAGCGCGACGAGAGAGAAAAAUUACAAUCCCACUCUGGUAGUUUUCGGCAAGCAUGUUGAUGCGAUUUCAUUCUCCGAUAUUUUGAAAAACUGUAGCGAUGCGGAAGUAGCAGAUUUCCGUUAUGUUGAGCUCAAUGAUAUCAAGAAAGCAGCUUGCAUUUUGCACUCAUCGGGCACUACAGGGAUGCCGAAAGGUGUUGAAGUGUCUAACUAUUCUAAAUUAUAUGUCAACCUGGACACCUAUUUAGAUAUGAAUAAUGUGCCGUCACUUUGGUAUUCUUCUCUUUAUUGGUUGACUGGAAUAAUAAUGAAUUUCACAGGAAUCGUGCAAGGCUCCAAAAUGAUUAUUUAUCCUGAAUUUGACGAGGAGAUGACUUGUCGUCUGAUCGAAAAAUAUAAAGUAGCAACUCUUUUUCUUAGCACGAGCAUGAUAAGUCGAAUUCUCAGAGCAAAUUGUAUAAAAAAAUAUUCUUUAUCAUCUAUGAAAAUGAUAAUGAGCGCUGGUACAAUGUUAAAACCAGAAGUUCAAGAAGAACUGAGACGUAUUUUACCGCAUGUUAAAAUAGUGCAAGGUUAUGGAAUGACCGAAGUUUAUGGUCUCAUAACGAUGCAACUACCUCAUCACAAAAGCGGAUCUUGCGGAGUAGUAAGGAAAAAUGUACAAAUAAAAAUUGUGGACAUAGAAAGCGGAAAAGUACUUGGUCCUAAUCAGUCUGGAGAAAUAUGGAUAAAAUCUGUAACCAUAAUGAACGGUUAUUACAGAAAUCCUGAGGCGACACGAAAUACGAUUGAUGAAGAAGGAUGGUUGCACACGGGUGAUAUCGGUCAUGUAGAUGAAGAUGGGGAAUUAUUCAUUACUAAUAGACUAAAGGAACUCAUAAAGUACAGAGGAUAUCAAAUUUCUCCCGGAGAAAUUGAAAAUGUUUUAUUGACGCAUCCAGCAGUGUCAGAAGCAGGAAUCGUAGGAGUACCUCAUCCAGUGGACGAUGAACAUCCUCUUGCUUAUGUCAUGAAAAAACCGGGAGCUAAGGUGACAGAACAGGAAUUGAUAGACUUUGUGGCAGAGAAUAUGAUGGAUCAUUGCAAAUUACGCGCAGGAGUGAUAUUUUUGGACAGUUUCCCGUAUACUGGUUCAGGAAAAGUUUCGAAACAAGAGUUGAAAGAAAUGACUAAAAAAUUGAUUAAACACGAUUCUUCUGGCAAAAUGGUUGAAAAUAUUCCGAAGAAUUUUACCAUAGAAAAUGGCAUCUACAAAGGACUAGAGAAACAUAAUUUAGAUAAUUAUGGGAGUUUUGGAGAACUAAUGUGGACUAGUAUUAGAAAUAAUGGGGAUAAAAUUGCACAGUUAGACGCAUGUACUGAAGAAACAGUAACGUACUCGGAGCUGCAAAAUAAAGUCGUGAGAUGCGCUUUGUGGUUACAAAAACAAGGAAUCAAAUCUGGUGACGUCAUCACUGUAUGCACAGGCAAUCAUACUAAUUCUAUUGUGCCCUGUCUUUCAGCAGCUUAUAUCAACGCAAUCUUUAAUCCAUGGUACGAAAACAUGGACUCGAAAACUACAUUGUACUAUUUGCAAAUGACGACGCCAAAGAUAAUCUUCUGCAGCGAGAAAUCCGUACACGCCGUCUUAAGCGCGGUAAAAAAGCAGAAUUAUAGUUGCAAGGUGGUGGUUUUCGGCAAGCACGCUGGUGCGACUUCGUUCUUUGAUAUCCUGAAAAAUUGCAAUGAUGCAGAAAUGGCAAAUUUCCGUUAUGUUAAACUCGACGACAUCAAGCAGACAGCGUGUAUUUUGCAUUCAUCGGGUACCACGGGGAUGCCAAAGGGCAUCGAGCUGUCCAACUACUCUAUGAUAGCUCUCGUUCAAACAAACAAUAUGAACUUGACCAGCAAACCAACACUUUGGUACUCUAGUCUAUAUUGGUUGACUGGGAUAGUAAUGAACUUCUGUGGGAUUGCACAAAGUUUCACAGCAAUCAUCUAUCCGGAAUUUGACGAGGAGAUGACCUGCCGAUUGAUUGAGAAAUACAAAAUACAAGAUAUGUUCCUUAGCACAAGCAUGAUCAAUCGGUUACUUAAAUCCGGUUGCGUAAAGAAAUAUUCAUUAUCAUCUUUAAAAUCCAUAAAAUGUGGUGGUACAUCAGUUAAGGCGAUAGUACAAGAAGAAUUGAAACGUAUUUUGCCACAUGUUCAAAUAUUGCAAGGUUUCGGAAUGACAGAGCUUGGUGAUGUCGCACUACUGCAACUACCAAAUAGCAAGAACGGAUCUUGUGGAGUGCUAGUCAAGAAUGUACAAAUGAAGAUCGUGGAUCCAGAAAGCGGGAAAAUACUUGGUCCAAAUCAACCAGGAGAAAUAUAUUUUAAACACCAAAGCAUAAUGACUGGUUAUUAUAAAAAUCCUGAGGCGACGAAAAACGCAGUGGAUGAGGAAGGAUGGGUACAUUCUGGUGAUAUUGGUUACGUAGACAAAGACGGAGAAGUAUUUAUUGUUGGUAGAAUAAAAGAAUUGAUAAAGUACAGAAAUUAUCAAGUAUCUCCUGGAGAAAUCGAAAAUGUUUUACAUUCACAUCCAGCAGUGUUGGAAGUUGCAGUAAUAGGAGUGCCUCACGAAAUAGAUGACGAACAUCCUCUUGCCUUCGUCAGUAAGAAGCCUGAGGCUAAGGUGACAGAACAGGAAUUGAUAGACUUUGUAGCAAAGAAUAUGACUGAUAUCUAUAAACUACGUGCCGGAGUGAUAUUUUUGGACCGCUUUCCAUAUACGGCUACAGGGAAAAUGUCGAAAAAAGAUUUGAAAGGAAUGGCAAAAGAACUGUUAAAAUAUAAUGACUAAUUAAUUACAAUUUUUUCAAAAAUAAAAAAUUUGUAAAUGUGCAUUUCUCUAACGGGACAUGAUAUUGAACAAAUUUCAGAAAAUAAUUUAAUAAAAUGUAUAAAUGUGAAUUAUAUAUUAUACUGUUAUUAAAAUCUAGUUCUGAAAAUAGUAA